Xiphias gladius (swordfish) is the source of this 5018-nucleotide messenger RNA. It is a transcript of the gene sema5a, whose product is annotated as sema domain, seven thrombospondin repeats (type 1 and type 1-like), transmembrane domain (TM) and short cytoplasmic domain, (semaphorin) 5A. Gene Ontology annotation, biological process: neural crest cell migration; semaphorin-plexin signaling pathway; negative regulation of axon extension involved in axon guidance. Gene Ontology annotation, molecular function: chemorepellent activity; semaphorin receptor binding. NCBI's taxonomy places the organism in Eukaryota, Metazoa, Chordata, Actinopteri, Istiophoriformes, Xiphiidae. The coding region runs from base 512 to 3748 and encodes 1078 amino acids. The record is from RefSeq and is a predicted model, not a curated record. The transcript is spliced from 22 exons.
UCCACUCCUCUUGGAUUUUUGUGCACACAAACGGUGACUCUUUCAGUUGAAGUAAAGUUUUGUGUUUUUUUUUUUGUUUUUUUGUUUUUUUUGUCGCCCCCCACCCCCCUCCAAAGAGCGGAGGCAUAUUGUCUAUUGCGCAGCGCGACAGUACGGUGUCCGAUUACAAACCGUGCAUCGAGGAGCCACCGGCACUGAGCGCUCCUCUGAGGGGCAGAAAUAGCACACAGGGAUCCGGAGGACGAGAGAGAAGGCAGAGGAAUCUCUGCAGAGAGAGAAGGAGUUCUACCGAGGUCGAUUUCUGGCAAAACACACAGCAGAACUGGAGAUAGGCUGUUUCAUCUCCAGCUCAUAUUUAUAUUCUUUUCCCCCUACAACUCUUCUCAUCGGGACCAGACACGCAGCUUCGCUCCCUGCUAGAUGAACGGGAGUUGGGCACCUCACUUGGUGUGUCUUUCCAAUGCUCUUGGCCCUUGAGGCCUGAGGAGAAGUGAGCCAAGAUCAGGACCCCAUGGGACUCCUUGCUACCCAGCAUGCACUGCUGCUGCUGCAGUGCAUGCUGGUCCUGCAACCUGCAGGCGUGGUCAGUAGGAGAGGGCCAGUGCUGCUGCCUGAAUCACCCUGUCACAAGACAGAGCACCCACUCAUCCCACAUUCAGAGAUGGAGCCGUGGAUCUUCAGGUUCAAGGCAGAGGGCACGGUGGAUUACUCACAGCUGACAUUUGACCCUGGCCAGAACGAACUGAUCGUCGGUGCCAGAAAUCACCUCUUCAGGCUCAAUCUCGAAGACCUGACACUGAUCCAAGAGGCUGAGUGGCACUGCGAUGAGUUCACCAAGGGAGCCUGCUUUAGCCGUGGAAAAUCUGAGGAGGAAUGCCAGAACUACAUCAGGGUGCUGCUAGUGAAUGGGAACAGGCUGUUUACCUGUGGAACCAACGCCUUUACCCCCAUCUGCACCAACCGAACGCUGACUAAUCUGACAGAGAUCCAUGAUCAGAUCAGCGGGAUGGCACGGUGCCCCUAUAACCCCCUCCACAACUCCACCGCCCUCAUCACCUCCAGCGGGGAGCUUUACGCCGCCACUGCUAUGGACUUCUCUGGGCGAGACCCCGCCAUCUACCGCAGCCUUGGCGGCCUUCCGCCGCUGCGCACUGCCCAGUACAACUCCAAGUGGCUCAACGAACCGAACUUCGUCUCCUCCUACGAUAUCAGCAACUUUACCUACUUCUUCUUCCGGGAAAACGCGGUGGAACAUGACUGUGGCCGUACGGUGUUUUCUCGUGCUGGCCGUGUCUGUAAGAAUGAUGUUGGCGGUCGCUUCCUCCUGGAGGACACAUGGACCACCUUCAUGAAGGCUAGGCUGAACUGCUCCCGACCCGGAGAAAUCCCCUUUAACUACAACGAGCUGCAGGGAACAUUUUACCUGCCAGAGCUGGAGCUGCUUUACGGCAUUUUUACUACCAAUGUAAACAGCAUUGCUGCAUCUGCGGUGUGUGCCUUCAAUCUCAGUGCCAUAUCACAGGUUUUCAACGGGCCUUUCAAGUAUCAGGAGAAUUCACGGUCGGCCUGGCUGCCCUACCCCAACCCCAACCCAGACUUUCAGUGUGGAACCAUUGACUCUGGCUCCUACGUUAACCUCACCGAGAGAAACCUGCAGGACGCCCAGAAGUUUUUGCUGAUGCAUGAGGUGGUCCAACCCGUGGUUCCCGUGCCCUAUUUUAUGGAGGACAAUGUACGCUUCACUCAUGUGGCAGUGGAUGUGGUGCAGGGAAAAGACAUGCUAUUUCACAUCAUAUUCUUGGCUACUGAUUAUGGUACCAUCAGGAAAGUGCUGUCCCCUCUCAAUCAGUCCAUGGGGAGCUGCCUAUUGGAGGAGAUCGAGUUGUUCCCGCCCAGGAAGAGGCAGCCGAUCCGAAGCCUGUUGAUCCUGCACACCCGCAGCGAGCUUUAUGUGGGUGUAAGAGACCAGGUCAUCAAGAUCCCGCUCAAGAGAUGCAGCUACCACAAGAGCAGAGAAGCUUGUGUGGGGGCCAGGGACCCAUACUGUGGUUGGGAUCUGUUGCUGAAAAAAUGCACAACCCUUGAGGAAAGUGUCAGAAUGAGCCAAUGGGAGCAGAGCAUCACCAAAUGCCCUGUCCGUAAUGUGACUGUCGAUGGAGGCUUUGGUGCAUGGUCAGGCUGGUCCACAUGUAGUCAUAAUGAUGGUGGCAGCGCGGGGUCCUGUCUGUGUCGGACCAGAGCCUGUGAUAACCCCGCCCCUCAAUGUGGCGGCCAGCAGUGCCACGGGGUUGGUGUUGAGGUUGCCAACUGCUCAAGAAAUGGUGCAUGGACUCCCUGGACUGCCUGGUCUCCCUGCAGUACUAGCUGCGGCAUCGGCUUCCAAGUCCGCCAGCGCUCCUGCAGCAACCCAACACCUCGCCAUGGAGGACGAGUGUGCGUGGGCCAGAACCGUGAAGAGAGGUACUGUAAUGAACACCUGCCCUGCCCGCCUCAUGUCUACUGGUCAGCCUGGUCAGCAUGGGAACGCUGCACUGUGCCUUGUGGUGGAGGCAUCCAGUCACGGCACAGAACCUGUGAGAAUGGCAACGACUGUCCCGGGUGUGGUCAGGAGUACCAGUCGUGCAACACCCUGCCCUGUCCCGACCUGAAGAAGACCACACCCUGGACUCCCUGGACACCCGUCAACAUCUCUGACAACGGCGGGCACUACGAGCAGCGUUUCCGCUACACUUGCAAAGCCCGCAUCCCAGACCCCAGCCUGCUAGAAGUUGGCAGACAGAGGAUUGAGAUGCGCUACUGUUCCAGUGAUGGAUCCACCGGCUGCUCCACUGAUGGUGAGGUGCUUCGUCUCGGGAAGAUAACAGGCCACACGGUGAACGGUGGCUGGUCAUCCUGGAGUUCCUGGUCCCAGUGCAGCCGAGACUGCAGCCGGGGAAUCCGUAGCCGUAAGAGGACCUGCAGUAACCCAGAGCCCAGAUACGGAGGGCUGACCUGCCUGGGGCCAGCACAGGAGUAUCAAGAGUGUAACAUCACCCCUUGUCCAGUGGAUGGCAGCUGGUCAUGCUGGUCUUCAUGGUCCAAGUGCUCUGUGACAUGUGGAGGGGGACACUACAUGAGGACGCGAACCUGCAGCAACCCCCCACCAGCUUACGGAGGGGACAUCUGCCUGGGCCUGCACACUGAGGAGGCACUGUGCAACACGCAGCCCUGUCCAGAGAGCUGGUCCAGCUGGUCGGAGUGGUCCCACUGUGACUCCAACGGAGCCCAGCUGCGUGUACGUCACUGUGAUGUCCUGUUUCCCACUGGAAACCAGUGCUCUGGAAACAAUAGCGAAACCAGGCCAUGCUCUCCUGACUCCAAUAUUAUACCAGAAGUCUCAAUUGCACGGUCAAGUCAGGAGGAGAGGCGCUGUGGAGACUUCAACCUCUUCCACAUGAUCGCUGUGGGGCUCAGCAGCUCCAUCCUUGGCUGUCUGGUUACCCUGCUGCUCUAUUCAUACUGUCAGCGCUACCAGCAGCAGUCACACGACGCCACCGUCAUUCACCCCAUCUCAGCUGCACCACUCAACACCAGCAUCACCAACCACAUCAAUAAACUGGACAAAUACGACUCCGUAGAAGCCAUUAAGGCCUUCAACAAAAACAAUCUGAUUCUGGAGGAAAGAAAUAAGUACUUCAACCCACAGCUUGCUGGGAAGAGCUAUACGAACGCAUACUUCGCCGACCUCAAUACCUACGAUGAGUAUUAACCCUUGAUUCAGCAGUCCAGUCUCCAUACCAUAGUGGGGACACCAACCCUAUCAUCCAUUUUGACUGUAUUCUUUUCUUUGUGCUUUGUAUUGAGAUUCAUGACACCACGCGUGGGAUAGUCCCACUCUGAGACUCUAUGGCAGCUGGUAUGUAAAGAAAACACAGACACACAGUGUUGCCAACAGAGGGAAAUGCCCACUUUCUCUCAGGUGCCUUGGGGUACACUUGGAAGGCUCAAUUUUCGGGGGCAUAUGUUGCCUUGACUCUGACAGAUAAACGGAUAACUUGAUUUCCCAACGUGGACAAAACAGGAAAAAUAAGAACUCAACUCAAAGAGACAGUGGGAAAUGUGAUCCCUUUUAACUUUCUUGUGAUGCCUCUAAAACAAACCUGUAUUUGUAAUGAGGAAAAAAACCACCAAAACCACUUUGCAUGACUUCAUCUGACGUGUUUUCUCUGCCGUUCUAUUUUGUUUUGCAUGAUUGAUCGCAUUCCAGUGUUUGGGUACUUGUAAGCAGUGUCUUUGCUGGUCAUAGGUUCAGGACUGGUUUUGGAAGUCAUAAAAACAAAGGCUGCGGUUAUGCCUGGUGGCUUUUACCAUUUACUGCUGCAGCAGUCUCUUGAUACAUCAAUAUCCACCCCCAGUCCUUGAAUCAGUAUGUAGAUAUUUGAAGUAUAUGGUCAAAUUUGUCCUUUUUUGUUUUGUUUUGUUUUUUUCAGUUAUAGGCUCUUGCAGGGUCUAGCAGCUAGCAGUGAUUGAACUCAGUGUAAAACCUCUUAUUUACAUGUGUUUUUGUGGUUUUGAUUUUUUUCUUUUAAAGGUACACGUUUUUUGUACAGGAAGUUAAGUUCAAAGCUUAUGUAUGUAGUUUUUCUAAAUAAAUUUAUUCAAUGUCUCAAGUGUUUCGAAAAGAAAAAAAAAGUUUAUGUGAAUUCUGGCAAGUAAUUGGGAGUAUUCAUAUCAGCCUGCAUCAAGUUCAGUCUUUGUCACCGUACUUUUUAUAUUUUUUGUAAAAAAGAAAUGUUUUUGAAUUUUGAUAUUGUGUUCGCUAUUACUUUGGCUUCUGAGUUAAAUAUAUAUUUGUGAGAGCUUGUGUUAACGGCAUUUAAUGUAUAGAUGGAGCGUAGCAAACACUAUUUUCCUGAACCCCAACUGGAGUGCUACCCAUAUACUGUAAGAUGAAACCCAUUCACCAAGUUGAGAUAUUUCUGUUCAGAGUGUAUAACCAAAUGUUAGGUUAUUCAAUGGUUUAGUUGCAACUAACUCUU